CUUGAAGAUGAUACCAUCUGCUGAGCCGCUUCACGUUGAAGCCAACUGCACGUGACCACGUCGCGUGGAUGGAGCCACUUCCGGCCCUGUGCUGCAGGGACCUGAAAGGGCCCUGGCCAGGCCCUCUGCGACACUCGUGGCGGUCCGUGUGGUCCGAACGUCGCCUGUGGGGAGAGCCCAGAUGCUUCUUGGCGCUGAGCAUAAGCCUGUGGACGCUUCGUGAGGUGCCGCGAGCGCUCUUCCCAAGCGCCUUCGCGACAAAGGAUGGCUCGCUCGACAAGGAGCUGGCAAGCUUGGGCGUGGUGAGCCGCAGGCAGCUGAAAGGGAUGAUCCGCUCGGGACGAAUCACCAUCGACGGUGAGGUCGUUCGCAAUCCGAAGCAAACAGUCCCCGCCGAGGCCACCUUGGCGAUCGACGCGGUGCCGCUCCAUCGGGACCCGCCAGUCUUGUUGAAAUUUCACAAGCCGUACGAUGUGAUCUCUUCGAUGGAUGAGAAAAACCGAAGAGAUCUCUCUGAUGCACUUCCUGGGCAGCGAGCUCCCUGGGAUGAAGAAGCGGUCUGCGUUCGCCCAGUCAGGACAGGAGUAGGACCCGUGCGUGAAGGGAUGUGUGAGGGUGAGGGGUGACUCACAUGACUCACAACAGCACACGGCCAAAAAAGUUUUCUUUUUCUGCAACUUGGGAGUUUCACUCAAUCGAGUAGCAAAGUCUCAGCUAUGCCUCAGUUCUUCCGAGGCAUACCCCGCCUGGCGAACAAGAGUCUAACACAUACCCCAUGGCACCUGAAGGGGAAGGAGGAUUUUCUCCCUUCGGCGAUGUUUCCUCUGCUCACAAGGCACUGAAACAGCGUCCUCUUUCAAUGGUGUGAAAUUCAUCCGCUCUAAGGUCCAAGAAACUCGAGUGGCCCUUGGGGGCCGAGUAAGCCUGCCUCAUGGCUGCAUUUUUGGGUGGAGCAGCUCUAGUUGAAUGACAAAGUCGGACCAAACUCUCCGGUGUUGCCACGGAAGAAGGACGAAAUCUUGAGUUCAAUGAGAUCUUGAGUUCUCAGUGUUGGUUUGGUGGGAGAACAUUGGGGAACACCAUGAUUCUGGUCUCUAACGGAGUCCCAGGUGAGGCACAGAACCAGCUGUACUGAUUCAGAGCCACCCUACUUCUUUUUCACUGAUUGAGAAGGGAAGUCUCGUGCACAAGUAGACCGGUGACGGAAAAAAGAGACACACCUGUAGUCUUUUGAUGUCUGAUUUUUCAAUUUUCCAGGUUCCACAUGUUCCCUUUUUGAUGCUGACAUUGCUCUGGCAACCAAACACCGCUGGACUCCGCGCGUGGCGGACGUGUCGGCCGCCAUCUCCUGGUGCUCGACCAGUCCGAAGAAGGAUCGGUUGGACGGGUGGACACGGGGAACUCGGGCAGGCCGGAAGUGAAG
Durusdinium trenchii is the source of this 1423-nucleotide messenger RNA. The record is from the annotation of a GenBank genome assembly. Lineage: Eukaryota; Dinophyceae; Suessiales; Symbiodiniaceae.